Molecule: messenger RNA, 1272 nt
Organism: Iphiclides podalirius (scarce swallowtail)
Lineage: Eukaryota; Metazoa; Arthropoda; Insecta; Lepidoptera; Papilionidae
Source: the annotation of a GenBank genome assembly
AUGUUGGAGACGCGGUCGGCGCGCGCCGCUGACUCGGUGUGGGCGAGCAAGCCGUUGCCGGCGCCUCACGCCAUGGCCAACACGAGGCACGGAAAGAAUGCCCAGGACGACGUGUGCUACGUGGUCGCGAAGUACGACUACGCGGCGCAGGGCGCCCAGGAGUUGGACCUGAGGAAGAACGAGCGCUACCUGCUGCUCGACGACUCGAAGCACUGGUGGCGGGUGCAGAACGCGCGCAGCCAGUCCGGCUACGUGCCCAGCAACUACGUCAAGAAGGAGAAGCCCUCACUCUUCGACAGCAUCAAGAAGAAAGUGAAGAAGGGCUCCGGCUCGAAGACGCUGCCGUCCAACAGCUCGCCGGUCCGGGGGGCGCCCGAGUCUCCGGGCGGCGGAGGGGGCGCCGGAGCGGGGGCGGCGGGGGCGGGGGCGGGGGGCAGGAGGCCCGAGCCGGCAGAGGCGCUGGGCACGGCCGUCGUCAAGUACAACUACCAGGCGCAGCAGCCGGACGAGCUCUCGCUGACCAAGGGCACCAGGAUCCUCAUACUGGAGAAGAGCAACGACGGCUGGUGGCGCGGCCAGUACCAGGGCCACACGGGGUGGUUUCCAUCAAACUAUACAAGUGAAGAGGGCGACAAUGAGGAUCCGGUGCAUACAUAUGCAAUGGCCGAGAAUGUUCUGGACAUCGUGGUGGCGCUGUACUCGUUCACGUCGAACAACGAGGCGGAGCUGUCGUUCGAGAAGGGCGACCGGCUGGAGAUCGUGGAGCGUCCGCCCUCCGACCCCGAGUGGUUCCGCGCCAGGGACUCGCGCGGCCAGCUCGGCCUGGUGCCCAAGAACUACCUGCAGGAGCUGGCCGACUACCUGGCGCAGCCCUACUGCGAGGCGUCGGAGGGGGGCCGCGCCGUCGCGGGCGCGGGGGGGAGCGGUGGGGGCGGCGCCGGGGGCGGGGCGCCCCUGGGGCGCGCCUGGUACUACGGCGCCAUCACGCGCCACCACUGCGACGCGCUGCUCGACCAGCACGGCCACGACGGCGACUUCCUCAUCCGCGACUCGGAGACCAACGUGGGCGACUACUCCGUGUCGCUGAAGGCGCCGGGGCGCAACAAGCACUUCCGCGUGCACGUGGAGGGCAGCCUGUACUGCAUCGGGCAGCGCAAGUUCCCCGCGCUCGACCAGCUCGUGGCGCACUACCAGCGCGCGCCCAUCUACACCAACAAGCAGGGCGAGAAGCUCUACCUGGUGCGCCCGCUGCCGCGCCCGCCGCUGCACUGC